Molecule: messenger RNA, 6861 nt
Organism: Herpailurus yagouaroundi (jaguarundi)
Lineage: Eukaryota; Metazoa; Chordata; Mammalia; Carnivora; Felidae
Gene: HIF1AN
Product: hypoxia inducible factor 1 subunit alpha inhibitor
Exons: 9
Coding region: 278-1327 (349 amino acids)
Biological process (GO): negative regulation of Notch signaling pathway
Cellular component (GO): cytoplasm; nucleus
Molecular function (GO): ankyrin repeat binding; peptidyl-histidine dioxygenase activity; [protein]-asparagine 3-dioxygenase activity
Source: RefSeq, a predicted model, not a curated record
CUUAAACUGUGUCGGGAAGCCACAGGCAAGAUGACCGAAUGGAUAGAGACAGAAAGCUAGAAGAAGAGAAAAUGAAUUAAGUCACUACUUUGAUAUUUCAUAUUAUCGUGUCCCUUUCUCCGUCAGGGGACUCAGACGCUUACAAGGGUAAUGGGGACUCAACCCGAGCAUCUCCUGUGGACAGCUAACCUACCCGCCCCGCCCCCCUAGGAGUAGUACACUUUAUCCGGAAUAGGCGGAGCUUCCGGUUCCGGUGGGGCAGUCUGUAGCGAAGGAGAUGGCGGCGACAGCAGCGGAGGCCGUGGCCUCGGGCUCUGGAGAACCUCGGGAAGAAGCUGAAGCCCCCGGCCCAGCCUGGGAUGAGUCCCAACUGCGCAAUUAUAGCUUCCCGACCCGGCCCAUCCCGCGUCUGAGUCAGAGCGACCCCCGGGCGGAGGAACUUAUCGAGAAUGAGGAGCCUGUGGUGCUGACAGACACAAAUCUUGUGUAUCCUGCUCUGAAAUGGGACCUUGAAUAUCUGCAGGAGAACAUUGGCAACGGAGACUUCUCUGUGUACAGUGCCAGCACCCACAAGUUUUUGUACUACGAUGAGAAGAAGAUGGCUAAUUUCCAGAACUUUAAGCCCAAGUCCAACAGGGAGGAAAUGAAAUUUCAUGAGUUUGUUGAGAAACUGCAGGAUAUACAGCAGCAAGGAGGGGAAGAGAGGUUGUAUCUGCAGCAAACGCUCAAUGACACCGUGGGCAGGAAGAUUGUCAUGGACUUCUUGGGUUUUAACUGGAACUGGAUUAAUAAACAACAGGGAAAGCGUGGCUGGGGACAGCUGACAUCCAACCUGCUGCUCAUUGGCAUGGAAGGAAAUGUGACACCUGCUCACUAUGAUGAGCAGCAGAACUUCUUUGCCCAGAUAAAAGGCUAUAAGCGAUGCAUUUUAUUCCCUCCGGAUCAGUUUGAAUGCCUGUACCCAUAUCCUGUUCAUCACCCAUGUGACAGACAGAGCCAGGUGGACUUUGACAAUCCUGACUACGAGAGGUUCCCCAAUUUCCAGAACGUGGUUGGUUAUGAAACAGUGGUUGGCCCUGGUGAUGUUCUUUACAUCCCAAUGUACUGGUGGCAUCACAUAGAGUCAUUACUAAAUGGGGGGAUUACCAUCACUGUGAACUUCUGGUAUAAGGGGGCCCCCACCCCUAAGAGAAUUGAAUAUCCUCUCAAAGCCCAUCAGAAAGUGGCCAUAAUGAGAAACAUUGAGAAGAUGCUUGGAGAGGCCUUGGGGAACCCACAAGAGGUGGGGCCCUUGUUGAACACAAUGAUCAAGGGUCGAUACAACUAGCCUGCCAGGAGUCGAGGCCUCCUGCCAGGUGACUGCUAGCCCGUCCACACCGCUUCAUUGAUGAGGACAGGAGACUCCAGGCGCUAGUAUUGCACGCUGCACUUAAUGGACUGGACUCUUGCCAUGGCCCUGGAGGCAGGUGUUUGGGGCAAGGCAGGGUGGUUGGCACUCCACUCCCAUUUGGAGGGACUUCUUGCCCUUGCCUCUGUGCCCCAGCAUCUUCCCUCUCUGCCCCCUAAGGUCCUGCAUUCAGUGUGUGGAGUCCCAGCUUCUGGUUGUCAUCACAUCUGUGUGUGUCAGUCUGUCACCCUCAGGAUGUGUGUGCGUGUGUGUGCAUGCACACGCAUGUAUGUAUCUGUUUCUUGCUUUCUCCUGGGUCAGGAUGGCGCUGCUGGCUCUCAGCCCUGUCUCCUGCAACCUCAGUGCCUCGGCCUGAGAGAGAGGAGAUGGUCUUGGACACCCACCACACCUGGGCUGCAGGGCCAGAGCUCUCCUGACCAUCAGGUCAGUCUGCCUCCUUCCAGUUUUCGCAGAGUCAGGCUCUAGGCUGGGUGGGAAUGGCCACCGGGACUCUUCGUGGGGAAAGUGAGAGGGAAGUUUGCCUCUAUGAGCCUAGGUAGGCUUCCUGUGAGAGAAUUAGACAAGGUUCUGACUCGGACCUGUAAGCUCAAGCCAUACAUAGAAAACAGCCUUGGGGUACGAGAACCAAGGAUUGUGUAUAAGUUCCAAAUUGCAGACACAUACAGCUUCUCUCUUUCAGCACCAGCUCUUGGCUCCCUGUGCUGAGUACCAAGGGAGUCCUCCUGUAGUGGCUUCUCUAGGUUCUAGGGGUAUAAGCCUCUGUGGAUGUGUGUGUGGUGUGUGUGUGCAUGCGUGUGUGUGUCCACACUGGCCUGCCUCUCUGCUUACCAGGUUUCUCCACUGCUUAACCUUGUCCAGUGGGACAGACAGUGUGAGCCCCAGGGAAGUACCGCCUGACCUAGCCUAAAGCUUUUACACUUAGUUUUAGCCAUUGGACACUCUUCGGGUCUCACUGCAAACUGCCUGAGGCUGACUGGCUAGAGCGUCCAGGCCCUGUGACCCUCACUCCCCAGGCCACGUCCUCUUCUGCAGUCCUUCCUGGCUGAGUAGAUGAAAUGGGGUCAAGCUUAGGCAGCUAACUUGCCACUGUCAUCCACCUCAGGGCAAGGACAAAAAUGUAGCCUUGCCUCUUAAAGCCAGCUCCUCUGCCAGACCCCACUGUAAUGUUCCACAAACACUCUUGAAAGUCAGGGCAACCGAUGGAGCACAGAAGUGGAAUUUUUUUUUUUUUUUCCUGUUCAUUGUUACUUGUGGGAACCCGUGUCAGGGCCGCAGCUUAUAGCUGGGCACUGCACCACUUGAAGGGCCAUCAGUCACAUGACUCAGUGGAACUGGGGCCCCUGGAAUUGGGCAGUGUGGUGGCCCUGUGUCUUCUCACCUCCAGUCCCAUCUCCAUGUCCCUUCUUCCUGGAAGGAAAGAGGAGCUGGAGUUGGAAAACUGAUUUUAUCCCCCCCCCCUUUUUUUUUUUUGCCAAAGGUUUACUUUCAGUGUCUGAGCUGUGGCUCUAAGUCCCGAAGCUCAGUUUACAGUUACAGCGCACUGAUGGACUGAGAGGGUGUGUGUAUGUGUGUGUGCAUCUGUGUAUGUACUUUGGGGAGGGACGUCUAUUUGUAGUGCCCCAUUCUGGGGUUCUCUGAUGCAGCGUGGGUGCGCAAACACGGUACCUUCUCAAGUGUAGUUCUUUCAAAUAUAGCCAAUGCUGGAAAAUAUGAUUGCAGUGAUCUCCAUCCCUCUAUCUCUUUUGGGAAAGAGGAGCACAGCAAAGAAAAUAAGGCAGACAGAUGAUAAACUUGACCACAGUCAAACUUUGAAAGAUUAUUUUCAUUCUCCUUAGCAGGUCUGCUGCAUUCCUGGCUCAGCCCUCAAAGAUGAGGGUGACGUACGGCAGGAGGCAUGUGCCACUCAGCUGGUCCUUGCUGGGUGCUGUGCUGACACAGGUCUGACCUAAGGCUACCAAGGGGGAGGAUCCUUUAUAGGAUUGGUCCUGAUCCAUGGAUAAUAUAAUAGUGACCCUGAUAGUUAGACACCUGCCUAGUGUUCUUAUCUUGUUCCUCAGCAUCCUGCAAGGUGGGUAUUCUCAUUUCACAGCUAAAGAGAUGGGUUCAGAGCAGUUUCAGUGAUUAAUGGCAGUAAGGAUUUAAACCUAGUGCUAUUUGGCUGCAAACCCUCUGCUCCCUUUCCACCAAAUUGUUGGUUCUCCUACCUUUCCUCCUCCUCUGCACUACAAGCCAUCCUCGGAUCUCACCCCGCUGUGCAGUGCCCAAGAGGAUGCAUGAGAUACAGUUCAGGGUAAAAGCUCUUCUGGGCUCCAGCUAAAGACCUCUUGGGAAAACUACUGGGAAGCCCUGUUCUGAGUGCAGAGUGCUGGGAGGAGCUGUGGGGAAAUGGAGUUCUAGACCCUAGUGCAUUAUUUGUGUGUCCUUGAAUGGGCCCCAUAAUUUCUCCCAGCACACGUCUGCACCUAUGAGAUUGAAGAUUCAGUUCUAGAUAAUAACUAAGAACAUUGAUUCAUGUUCUGCUGCUUCCCUUUCCCCCAAGGAAGAGAUCUAGGCUCCUUCCCUCACUUACCUAGAUUAGGGCUGUUCGGGCUCAAAUUCUACUUGCAGCUGAGGAAACUUACCUGCUCUGUUGCUUACUCCUGUGCUGGCCAGCAGUGUAGAGGCAGACACACCAAGGGAAGGUGGGCCUUUGGGCCUGAAUGGAGGUCAGCCAUAUCGCAGGCUCCCAUUUUUAUACCAGCAGGUACACGGGAAACUACUCUUUUGCGAAGUCAAAUAUUUGUUGGGGGGUUGGAGUUCGGGGGAGGGAGGCGGGGGGCUGUUCUGGGCAUCAGUUGAGCAGAUGCCCAGGAUGCCUGGGGGAGACCAGCUUCCCGUACAAAUCAGAGCUCUAAAUUACAAGGUUUUUACCAACGCGAACAGUUGGGGGAAGUCGUCUGCUCUCAUUUGCGUAAUGGUUUCUGUCACUGGUGAUUAGACACAGGAUGAAGGAAAAGAAAUUUGACAAUUAGGAAUGAGCGAUCAUUAAUCUGAAUCUGUUAGGAGACAGAGAGGGGAAGGAUCCUUAUCGGUGGGCCAGCCCAGUGUGGGGAGGCCCUCCCUCUGUCCCCACCAGAGACUCUUGGGCCACGUACCCUUUCCUUGUUUCCACAAGCCGACUGAGCUGAUAUUUCUUGACAGGCUAGGUGGGCCCAGUCCCCAGCCUGAGGUGGAUACAGGAAUGGACACGUAUAGGCAUGAGCCAUCAGAGAGAGAGAGAUGAGUGUCAAUUGCAAGUGAUAGGGCAAAGGAUAACGACAGAAUAGUUGUGACAUGCUUGCUGUUUGUGGAAAAUUUUUUUUAAUUCAACACCCCAGAUACCCUUCUUGUGACAAGUAUUUGUUAUAUUCUAACACUACAGGGUGUGGAGAAAACCUAGUUUUUAUCCUGUAGGAGCUUCUACUUAGUUGGAGGGGAAACCACAUGAAACAACCAGCGGUUAUGAAGCCAUGAAUCGUGUGCCCUUGUGAGGACAAGAUGAGAGAUUGUUGACAGAUGAGGAAGAUCAGUAGAGAGCAAACCUCUGGGCUCCCCAGGGAGUAAUGUUGAUUCUUCCCCGUCAGUUCAGCCGUAGUAGUUGUGUGGAGGGCACUGAGGCCCCACCCAGAUACGUGAACAGGUAAUGAGAUCACUUCCAGUGGGCUGAGUUGUAAGGUGUGGAGAUUCCCAACCAGGAUCUUCCCAGGUCUCUGUGGUACCUGUGUUCAUUCUUCCUCUGUCUUCAAACUUCAGGGACUGUAUUAAUUUGCACUAGUUGGUAUUUGUUCCUCAGUUUUGUGACUUGUAUGUGGUGGGUUCCUUAGAUUAGAAGCUCCCUCAAAGAUUGGGGAAAAGGGUGGUUCCUUGUCUCCUGUCAGAAUGUGAACUUUGCAGACAGGACUGUUCCUCUUCCUUCAUAAGUUCCCUACCUCUGUGGCUUCUACCCUUCCAGAUCGGAUGCAGAGUUUAGUAGGGCUGCAGGGAAUGGCCCUCAGUGACUAGUUUUACCCAAAUAGGAUGGGUGCCGGGGUGCACUGAGAAGUGGCUCAUGGGGUUCCAGGGGCCCUGGCCUUUCAAGCCUGUUCUUGUCCUUCCCUGGGACCUUCGGUGCUCGUUCUCCAGUCCCUGCUGACUUCUCUGGUGUCCUCUCAAGCUUCCUGCAUUGAAGAGAUGUUCCAGUUUCCCUUUUCAGGGCUCCUCCAGUUUCUCCUACUCAGCCUCCCUCUGUCCAGUCUCCACCAAGAGCCUUUUUCCUGAACGGGCGUUGCCCUCUCUUCAAAAGCCAUGUCCAUGGCUGCAAGUGUUGGGAUAGAGUUUCUCUAGGAUCCCUCUCCCUGGGAUCAGCCCUGAGCAUGUUUGAGUCAUCUUCUCUUCUGACCUGCAGUUAGUCUGUUUGUUCUGUGCCUAUUCUGCCCACGUAGCAUUCCUUUGUUUGUUCGGUGUAGCCUGUUUAGCUUUUCUAACUCUGGUGGCUCUUCUGCUAGUCUUCAGCCGUCUGUUUAAUCCUCACAGGUCUUGGGGUCCUUAGUGGAGACUGAGCACUUUCGGUGCGUUUUUAGGGGACGGGGCCUUAGACACUAGCAACCGUGAGGCCUGAGGAUCUAUGGCCAGUGGUGCCUCCAAAGAUGGGUGAGGGGAGGGUACCCAGAGUCUUGGAUAACGGAGAAUCAUGAGGAGGGAUUGGGUAGGAGAAUCCCCAGGAGUGGGGUCAGGCCUGGCAAGCCAGGGUGGAAGAAGCAGAGUUUUGUGUUUCCAUCUGAAUGCAUCUGUGUGCCUUACGGUCCAGCAAGCAGUUCAGGGAUUGUGGUCAUCUUGUGGAUGUCUCCUGGUCUGUGGUGUCUUCGGCGAUGCUCUGAGUCACCACGUUUGGCUGAUCUCCGCAUUUCAGCGCUUGCUGGGACGGAAACCGCAUGUUGAGUAGUUUUGUGUCUGGAGCGAAGGUCUUAGAUGAGACAAGCCACGGAAGCUGGGAUAGCAGGUGAGGGAGCAGUGGUCAGCUUACCCAGAUUGUCUUCCCACUCCUCCAAGUGUUUAGGCACAAAAACUGAUUAAAGAAGUGAAAAAAACUAGGCCUUGCCUUCUUCCCCACCCGAAGUCUGGGUUUUAGGUAGUAUUUUGGGAAGGGGCAUGUGUCCUUACCUUCCAAUAGAAGCAACCUAGCGUAGUGUUUUAAAGCAUGGAUUUUGGAGUCAGAUGUGUUUGGUUCUGGUUCAGAUUUCUAGCUUUGCCACUUAUCAGCCAGGUUUGACCUUGUUGAUUGACUUUACCUCUCUGAGCCUCAGUUUCCUCAAUUACAAUAAUAUGUGUGGGGGGCGAGGGGGAGUGUUGAAAAUAUCUACCUCAGGGUUGUUGGAUUAACUGAAACGAUGUUUGUAAAGCUUUAGCACGUACCUGGCAAGCACUUAAUAAAUGGCUGUGGUGGUGGUGGUUACGUU